This is a messenger RNA of Odocoileus virginianus texanus, 2615 nucleotides long. Lineage: Eukaryota; Metazoa; Chordata; Mammalia; Artiodactyla; Cervidae. The record is from RefSeq and is a predicted model, not a curated record.
CACAGUCAUUAAUGAAGCCUGCCCUGGAGCUGAGUGGAAUAUCAUGUGUCGGGAGUGCUGUGAAUACGAUCAGAUUAAAUGUGAGUGCCCUGGAAAGAAGGAAGUGGUGGGUUAUACCAUCCCGUGCUGCAGGAACGAGGAGAAUGAAUGUGACUCCUGCCUGAUUCACCCAGGUUGCACCAUCUUUGAAAACUGCAAGACGUGCCGAAACGGCUCCUGGGGGGGUACCCUGGACGACUUCUACGUGAAGGGCAUCUACUGUGCAGAGUGCCGUGCGGGCUGGUACGGAGGAGACUGCAUGCGAUGUGGCCAGGUUCUACGUGUUCCAAAGGGUCAGAUUUUGUUGGAGAGCUACCCCCUGAAUGCUCACUGUGAAUGGACCAUCCAUGCCAAACCUGGAUUUAUCAUCCAACUCAGGAUUGUUAUGUUGAGCCUGGAGUUUGAUUACAUGUGCCAGUAUGACUACGUUGAGGUCCGCGACGGGGACAGCAGUGACAGCCAGAUCAUCAAGCGUUUCUGUGGCAACGAGCGGCCAGCUCCCAUCCGAAGCACGGGCUCCUCACUCCACAUCCUCUUCCACUCAGAUGGCUCCAAGAACUUUGACGGCUUCCAUGCCAUCUUUGAGGAGAUCACAGCGUGUUCCUCGUCCCCGUGUUUCCACGACGGCACUUGCCUCCUCGACAGCACCGGAUCGUACAAGUGUGCCUGCCUGGCGGGCUACACCGGGAAGCACUGUGAAAACCUCCUUGAAGAAAGAAACUGCUCAGACCCUGGGGGCCCAGUCAAUGGGUACAGGAAAAUUACAGGAGGCCCUGGGCUUAUCCAUGGCCGCUAUGCAAAAAUCGGCACCGUCCUGACCUUCUUUUGUAACAGCUCCUAUGUUCUCAGUGGUAAUGAGAUGAGAACUUGCCAGCAGAAUGGAGAGUGGUCAGGGAAACAGCCAAUCUGUAUAAAAGCCUGCCGAGAACCAAAGAUCUCAGACCUGGUGAGGCGGAAAGUUCUUCCAAUGCAAGUUCAGUCAAGGGAGACGCCGUUACACCAGCUAUACUCAUCAGCCUUCAGCAAGCAGAAACUGCAGGAUGCCCCUACGAAGAAGCCAGUCCUUCCCUUCGGAGACCUGCCGCCUGGUUACCAACAUCUCCACACCCAGCUCCAGUACGAGUGCAUCUCACCCUUCUACCGCCGCCUGGGCAGCAGCCGGAGGACGUGUCUAAGGACUGGGAAGUGGAGUGGGCGUGCCCCGUCCUGCAUCCCUAUCUGUGGGAAAACCGAGAACAUCUCUGCUCCGAAGACCCAGGGCACGCGCUGGCCGUGGCAGGCUGCCAUCUACAGGAGGGCCGGCGGGGUGCAUGGAGGCAGUCUGCACAAGGAUGCCUGGUUUCUGGUCUGCAGCGGCGCCCUGGUCAACGAGCGCACCGUGGUGGUGGCUGCCCACUGCGUCACCGACCUGGGGAGGGUCACCGUGAUCAAGACAGCAGACCUCAAAGUCGUCCUGGGGAAAUUCUACAGGGAUGACGACCGGGAUGAGAAGAGCAUCCAGAGCUUGCGGAUUUCUGCAAUCAUUCUCCAUCCCAACUAUGACCCCAUCCUGCUGGAUACAGACAUUGCCAUCCUGAAGCUCCUGGACAAGGCUCGCAUCAGCACCCGUGUCCAGCCCAUCUGCCUGGCGGCCCCUCGGGAUCUCAGCACCUCCUUCCAGGAGUCCCGCAUCACCGUGGCCGGCUGGAACGUCCUGGCGGACACCAGGAGCCCCAGCUACAAGGACGAUGCGCUGCGCUCGGGGGUGGUGAGGGUGGCGGACCCGCUGCUUUGUGAGGAGCAGCAUGAGGAGCAGGGCAUCCCGGUGAGCGUCACGGACAACAUGUUCUGUGCCGGCCGCGACCCCACGGCCCCUUCCGACAUCUGCACGGCUGAGACGGGCGGCAUCGCGGCCAUGUCCUUCCCGGGCCGGGCGUCCCCGGAGCCCCGCUGGCACCUGGUGGGGCUGGUCAGCUGGAGCUACGACAAGACGUGCAGCCACAGCCUCUCCACGGCCUUCACCAAAGUUCUGCCUUUUAAAGACUGGAUCGAGAGAAACAUGAAGUGAGCCGCGGGCCCCUGGAGGAGCAUUUCUGUGCAGCCUUCCGUGUACUGUCAGCCGGGGCGGUAUGGACCCAAAGUGGGAUUCCGCCCGUGAAUUUGGCUAUGCCCGGGCUUCGGAUUUCAAAACCAGUGGAGGGCAAGUCGAGCUUACUUUCUGGUAGGCCACUGUUUCCCUGACUGCUGGGGUCCUGGGAAGAUUCUCACGCUGCUUACAAGAACUCAGUUUCUUCCAAAGAGACGAUGUGAGUGGCAGGGAAAUUCACCCCAUUCAACCAACCCAGUGGCCUUCCCUGCCCGCCUUUUAGUGCUGCAGAUGCCAUGGUCAGCUCUGGUCGAGAGAAAGUCAAGACCGGAUUCAUCAGGUCUCUUCCAAGGCUCCAACCAGACCAACUUCCAAAGAGCCACUGGCAGGCCAGCCCCAGACAGCAAGCCUGACUGUGGCACUGGCCAUAUCACAGAGUGGUCUUUUUCCUUCCCAGUCGCCUGUACAUACUUUAAUAAAACCAGGGUUGGCUUCUGACCCACGGAACACA